Messenger RNA from Trichoderma asperellum CBS 433.97, 1026 nucleotides. RefSeq lists its product as uncharacterized. Gene Ontology annotation, biological process: endoplasmic reticulum unfolded protein response. Gene Ontology annotation, cellular component: endoplasmic reticulum membrane; Hrd1p ubiquitin ligase ERAD-L complex. The record is from RefSeq and is a predicted model, not a curated record. Lineage: Eukaryota; Fungi; Ascomycota; Sordariomycetes; Hypocreales; Hypocreaceae. Gene Ontology annotation, molecular function: ubiquitin-specific protease binding; misfolded protein binding.
GGCAGACAAGACAGAAAAAAAAAAAAAAAGCUUGACACGGCAAAACCCAGCAAUGAUUGCGCCUCCAUUGUUGCCUGGAGCUGCCAAGUCUGUGCUUGCCUGUCUAUAAACUGCCGAGCGCUCAGGUCUUUGCACCUUUUCUCUUCUUCGCGUCAGCACCUUGAGAUUUUGUGCCUUUCGUUGAGCAAAGUUGCAUACAAUGGCUGAGCUUUCUCUGGACGCGUACUGGCGAGCGCCGCCAAUUGCUAGAACCGCUGCCACUGUUACCUUUGGCUUGUCUGUCGCCGUGCACAUGGGGAUGCUUGCAGGGGACCUCUUCCUCUAUGACUUCCACUACCUGGCGCGGAUUCCUCCGCAGAUAUGGCGCCUUGUAACAUGCUUCUUGAUCACCUUCCCAAAUCUGGGUGUUCUCUUUGACACUUUCCACAUGUACAUGUACAUGAGCCAACUGGAAAAAGGUCAUCCGCGAUUGUCUAGACGAGAAGAUCUUGUUUGGUAUCUGACAUUUGUGUGCGGAACAAUUCUGAUACUCAAUCAUUUAUUGGGUUUCGGGUAUGGAAUAAUGACGCAGGCGCUCCUCCUCGCCAUGGCGUAUACUGUAACUCAGGAGCAACGAGGCCAGACAACGAACUACAUGUUCAUUAAUAUUCCGUCUCAGCUCGUUCCAUUUGCCAUGAUGGCAAUCAACCUCUUCUUCCCCGGCGGCAUUAGUGUUGUGUUCCUGCAGCUUCAGGGGCUGGCCGCAGCGCACUUGUAUUUGUUCCUGACUAAAAUCUGGCCCGAUGUUGCCGGCGGGCGAAACUGGCUUGCGACUCCUGCGUUUAUUCGGUCUGCAGUGAAUGGAGUAGCGCCUGCGCCCCAACCAUCUGCUGGAGGUAGAGGGUUUGACACAACGUCCGCCCAAAGCAGUGGUGCUUCUCGGGGACCAUUACCGGACUCAUGGCGCACCAGAGGACCAGGGCACCGCCUGGGUUAAUUCAUAGCAUACAUAUAAUCAUAAUAAUAUAUUGAGCGAAUGAAUCUCAC